Molecule: messenger RNA, 1178 nt
Organism: Daphnia pulicaria
Lineage: Eukaryota; Metazoa; Arthropoda; Branchiopoda; Diplostraca; Daphniidae
Gene: Dhdds
Product: dehydrodolichyl diphosphate synthase complex subunit DHDDS-like
Exons: 5
Coding region: 169-1068 (299 amino acids)
Biological process (GO): polyprenol biosynthetic process
Cellular component (GO): dehydrodolichyl diphosphate synthase complex; endoplasmic reticulum
Molecular function (GO): ditrans,polycis-polyprenyl diphosphate synthase [(2E,6E)-farnesyl diphosphate specific] activity
Source: RefSeq, a predicted model, not a curated record
GCUGUAAGUUGAGGAAGGUAAACGUCAUCUGACCGGCGGUGUUGUUGUAAUUUUAAGGGCUAUUCAAAGGUCUAACCGAACACAAUCUUGAGUCUUAAAACCCUGUUUUCUAUUGCCUCGAUGACUUGCUGCUACUAAAAGUUAAAUCACAACCAAAGUUAGAGAAAAAUGUCUUGGGUUCAACAAUCAAAAUUAAGAUGGUAUGAAACACUUGCAGUGAAUGUACUAAAAUGUGGAGCCAUACCUAAACACAUUGCCUUUAUCAUGGAUGGUAAUCGAAGAUUUGCUAAUAAGUGUGGAGUAAAGAAAAUAGAAGGGCAUUCAAAAGGAUUUGAUAAAUUGACUGAAGUAUUGCAGUGGUGUUUGUUAUUAGGAAUAAAAGAAGUCACUGUGUAUGCCUUUAGUAUUGAAAAUUUCCGACGUUCUCAGGAAGAGGUGGAUCAGCUCAUGUCUCUUGCAAGGGAAAAGUUCAAACGAUUAUUGGAAGAAAAGGAUAAACUGAAUGAGCAUGGAAUUGGCAUUAGAGUAAUUGGUAACAUGGCUUUACUUCCCACUGAUUUACAAAAGCUAGUUGUUGAGUCAAUGGAAUCCACCAAAUUGAACACGAAAGCUAUUUUGAAUAUAGCAUUUUCAUACACAUCAAGAGAAGAAAUGACACAUGCUAUAAGUGAAGUUGCAUGGGGUGUGCAAGAGGAUCUUUUGAAAAUCGAAGACAUUGAUGAAGACCUUAUUCAAAAAUGUCUUUAUACUCGUCAUUCCCUCCAACCUGAUCUCUUAAUACGAAGUUCAGGAGAAGUGAGAUUAAGUGAUUUUCUUCUCUGGCAAACUACUUGCUGCACCCUGUACUUUACACCCGUCUUAUGGCCCGAAUUUACAAUUUGGGAUCUUUCUAAAGCUAUUCUUCACUACCAAAAAAAUUUGCCAACCCUUAUGGAGGCUCAGAAGAAUUCUUGCAUUACAAGACCGCUGCCAAACACAAAGGAUACCGAAAGAAUCGAACAUUUCCUAACAGAAAUGGAAUUGAAAGAAUCACAAUUUAGAAAUCAUAUUUUGACACAAGCGACGUAAACCUUUAUGACCCAUUUAUUGUAACCCAUCUAUGUUAAAAUUUAUAGAAUAUAGAGCAAGUGGUGUUAAACAAAAAAAAGUAAUACAUCUGAGACUAAAUUUGCGAAAAA